Exophiala xenobiotica is the source of this 1098-nucleotide messenger RNA. RefSeq lists its product as uncharacterized. The record is from RefSeq and is a predicted model, not a curated record. Bases 1 to 1098 code for a protein of 365 amino acids. Lineage: Eukaryota; Fungi; Ascomycota; Eurotiomycetes; Chaetothyriales; Herpotrichiellaceae. The transcript has a single exon.
AUGUCCAUAGGUUACAACAAUCGGCGACUUUCACUGCGGAUCAGGCUCCAGGCCUGCGACGAGGCCAGAGACCAGGACAGAGACCAGGACAGCGACGAUGAAUUGGACCAGUCCGGUGACGAGCUCAUGUUCCAGGACAGUGACGAGAUCGGUGAUGAGGUGUUGUACCAGUCCGGUGACGAGAUCGGUGACGGGAUCGUUGAUGACCCCUUCCUGGAGAGCGACGAAAGCGGCGGCGAGUCGUGGGACGAGGUCAGUGAAGACGAAGUCAGCUCUGAAGUCGGUGAGGAACCUGAGCUCGACGUGGCCCCGCUCAACUAUCUCGACACUACCACUUGGCCAGCCGCUCUUGAGGGAUUCUACGCCAAUCUGUUCGCCCAGACCAUUCAAAUGACCAAAGGCUGGGAGGAGAACGGCCAUGGUAUCUAUCGUCCACCAGCGCACAUGCGGUCGGGCCAUAGUCACUUUCCCUUGGAGGUGCCUGCUUCGCUAGGCAGACCAGACCGGCAGCCUUAUAUCCCUGACUCGGAUAACCGCUUCAUCGUGGACAAGAAUGACGACGAUGACGACGAUCUGGACGUGAAUGUCAAGUUCCCAACCGGCAUGUCUUGGGCAAUCUGGGGAAUCCCCGACGAAUUCACCUGCACUCUGGAAGAGGCCUAUUACUUCCACACCAAGUGGUGCCUGCUCGACCCUGAGGCCAGUCAGGACUUUGUGAGUGAGAGUGAAAUCCUGCAGGCGGAAUUGUGUCGUCUCAUGGACCAUCCCAUGUCAAACGCGACUGAUCUGAGAGCGCUCAUCCAUCGUCUGUUGAAGGCUUCUUUCCGGGAAAUCGAGCUCGACAUCAUUGGCGAAGUGAAGCGAGGCAAAAUCGUCCAUUGGGUUACCAGCCCAAAGGUGAGCUCAGGAUACCUCCCUUUGAUGGUCUUCUUCGAGCCCGCAGUCAACACGGGAUCGCGCUACUACCAGCUCCUCAGGACGACAUUGGAAGACGAGGAAGAUGCGGCGGUCAAGCAAAUUGGCGGGGAAAUGCUCACCUUCAACCAAGUCACCCAAAGACGUCAUCCAGUGGCAUCGUCAGAUUCGAUAGGAUGCUAG